AUGUCUUUUGCACAAGAUCUGGAACAAGUCACCCCCUUCAUCCUCACCAUUGAAGUUGAAUUGAUGAAAUAUUCUGAGGGUUUCAAGUAUGCUGCCAAAUCAAGGGCAAAGAUUCAGAAGAAAGAGGGGAUUCCAUGGCAUCAACAAAUUUUGAUCAUUGAUGGAAAGAUCCUCGAGGAUGGGAAGACCAUAAAGUUGGAGGUGGAGAGCUCAAAGAACAUUGAUACUGUGAAGUCAAUGAUUCAGGACAUAGAGGGGAUUCCAUUGCAUCAGCAAAUGUCUUCUGCCUAUUCUUUCCUCUAA
Messenger RNA from Lactuca sativa (garden lettuce), 303 nucleotides. RefSeq names its product polyubiquitin-like. Gene Ontology annotation, molecular function: protein binding. NCBI's taxonomy places the organism in Eukaryota, Viridiplantae, Streptophyta, Magnoliopsida, Asterales, Asteraceae. The record is from RefSeq and is a predicted model, not a curated record.